AAAAUGACUGCCUGGAAGACAGAAGAGCUCAGAAAAGACCGAGAGAGGAACCGGUUUCAUUCUGAGCAGACAUUUCUUUCAGACCAGUUCAGGUAAACUUCAGGAGUCAUGGCGCAAGCUUUGGACAUCGAUCACUGGAACCUGGAGUGUGAGUUUAACAACUGCGACCAUCGCACCGACCUGAACGGAGUGGAUCGACUCAUUGUGAGGAGAGGCCAGCCCUUCUCUAUCAGCUUAUAUCUUCGAUCUGGCAGCUACCAGCCAGGCGUCAGCUCACUAGACUGCAUAGCAGAAACAGGUCCUCAGCCCUCAGAGCAGUACGGCACCAGGGCACGCUUCGGCCUGUCUUCUAACAUUGACACGUCCUGCUGGAGCGCCGCUGUCAUCAGUCCCGCCGGGGACAUGCUGGCCCUGUCCAUCUGCUCUUCUCCCAAUGCYCCUAUUGGCCGCUACACACUCACCCUGGGGCAGUCGGGGAAGAUCGAGUUCAUUCUGCUCUUUAACCCCUGGUGUCCAGAGGAUGCAGUAUACAUGGACGAUGAGAAGAAUUUGGCAGAGUACGUCUUGUCUCAGGAUGGAAUCAUAUUUCGAGGCAGCAACAAACAUCCCUUACCCACUCCCUGGAAUUUUGGCCAGUUUGAAAGUGGAAUCCUGGAUAUUUGUCUGAGAAUUUUGGAUACGAAUCCCAAAUGUCUGCGUAAUCCUGGAAAAGACUGCUCAGGGCGAAGGAACCCCAUCUAUGUGUCCCGGGUGCUGAGUGCCAUGGUGAACUGUAAUGAUGAUAAAGGAGUGCUGCUGGGAAGAUGGCAAGGUGGCUUUGAAGGAGGCGUGAGRCCAUUGUUUUGGCGGGGCAGUGUGGAGAUUCUGCGUAAUUGGGACAAGGAAGCCUGUGCGCCUGUUCGCUACGGACAGUGCUGGGUGUUUGCUGCAGUAGCCUGCUCGGUUUCCAGAGCUCUGGGUAUCCCUUGRCGAGUUGUAACCAACUACCAUUCUGCCCACGACACCAACAGCAACCUGGUGAUUGAGCGCUACGUCAAUGAGAAUGGGGAACUCAUUCAAGGCAAAGAAAUGAUCUGGAAUUACCACUGCUGGGUGGAGAGCUGGAUGUCCAGACCUGAUCUCAAACCUGAKUUUAAUGGCUGGCAGGCCAGUGACCCCACACCCCAAGAGAAGAGUGAUGGUGUGUACUGCUGCGGCCCCAUUCCUCUCAAGGCCAUCAAAGAAGGCGAGCUCACCUUUAAGUAUGACGGCCCGUUCGUGUUUGCUGAAGUCAAUGCUGAUGUUGUCACAUUUAUGAAGAAAAAAGACGGCAGCACUUCCACUGUCACUACAACCACUGUGGUGGGUCAGAAGAUCAGCACCAAGAGUGUUGGCAGUGACACCAGAGAAGACAUCACUCAUCUCUACAAGUACCCUGAAGGUUCAGAUGAAGAACGGGAGACUUUCAAGAAAGCCAACCACCAAAACAAGCUGCUGCAGGAGAGGCCAGAUCCAGGCCUCCAGCUCAGCAUCAAAGUGACAUCAGACAUGAUGAAGGGCUGUGACUUUGACGUGUUUGCUGUUGUUACUAACAACACAGAAAGUGAGAAAUUGUGUCGCCUGGUGUUCGGAUCCUGUGCCGUGUCCUACAGCGGGGUCACAGGAGGGAACUGUGGCUUUAAAGACCUGCUCAAUGUAGCACUCUCUCCAGGAGCAGAAAAGCGAGUUCCACUGCGGCUGAAUUACUCCAAAUAUGGUGGCCAACUCACGGAGGACAACUUAAUCCGUCUGGCAGCUCUGCUGCUGGACUACUCCAGUGGAGAGGCAAAGCUGACUGUGAGAAACAUUGUUCUGGACAAUCCUGAGAUCAAAGUUAAAAUCCUGGGUGAACCAAAGGAGAAUCGGAAGCUGGCUGCAGAGAUUACCCUCCAGAAUCCGCUACCAGAAACACUGGAUAACUGCUGCUUCAGCAUCGAGGGGGCCAACCUGACUGGAGGUUGCAUCAUCUCUGAGAGGCUGGGCUGCACGGUGGGACCUGGGGAAGAAGCCAAAGUUAAAAUUUACUUCACUCCCACUCGUUCUGGGCUGAGGAAGCUGGUAGUUGACUUUGAUAGUAACAAGCUGUGUCACGUCAAGGGUUACAGAAACGUCAUUAUUGGAAAAUAAAUCCAUCUCAUUAGGUUGGGAACGUUUUACUUUCUUUAUCAGAGCUUUAUAGCAAUAUUAGAACAUGUGAAUGCUCAUUUUUAUUUUAUACUCAUUUAUCUUCUUUUAUUGCUUAUAUUGGUGCUAUAUUUUAUGUUAUAGAGCCAUAAACAUUUUAAUGUGACAAAAGAGUGAUUUGUGCUCACUAAAGCUUUGAAAAACAAUAUGGAUACUUUGAUCUAACAGUUUGAAGUACUAAUAAAUAUUUGUAGUGAGCAGUAGUAACAUUUACUGUAAAACCUUUGUACUUUUGUAUUCAAUAAAAACACUAUGUAACAAGUUAAAAAUGCUGUUUCUCUGCUGCAUGUGGUGAGAUGUUAGCAUCUGGUUUAAGGCUGGAUCUCAUGUUCACAUUUGGCAAACAUUAAAAACUGUAUUUCUGUGUCUGAUUAUAAA
Messenger RNA from Austrofundulus limnaeus, 2580 nucleotides. RefSeq names its product transglutaminase 2b (gene tgm2b). The record is from RefSeq and is a predicted model, not a curated record. Bases 109 to 2145 code for a protein of 678 amino acids. NCBI's taxonomy places the organism in Eukaryota, Metazoa, Chordata, Actinopteri, Cyprinodontiformes, Rivulidae. Gene Ontology annotation, cellular component: mitochondrion. The transcript is spliced from 13 exons. Gene Ontology annotation, biological process: peptide cross-linking. Gene Ontology annotation, molecular function: protein-glutamine gamma-glutamyltransferase activity.